AUGGAGGAGGAGCUGGGGGCAAUGACCGAGAAGCUCGAGGUCCUUCGGCGAGAUCUCGCUGACCGUGGCCUUGCUGAUUCGAUUGCCGAGGUGAUCUCGCCGUUCUUCCGUGUUUACCGCUGUCCAGAUCGAAUUUGAGUAUGCAUAAUCUGCUUGCGUAAAGGAGCAUUUCUCGGGAAACCCAUCUUCGCGUCUAUUAGCUUCUAUCGUGGUUCGGCAUGGAGAGGAUACAUGAGAAAGAUGAUAUCAGAUCCCAUUACAUAAGUCGUUCCAAUCACUGGUCGAUGGAGUCCUGAUAUCCCAUUCAGAAUAGAAGAAUAAUAUUGCUUUUGGCGAACGUCACCAAGAAUACCAUUUAUAUUUCAGAGAUACGAAUUUUUCUCGUGUUUUUUUUCUAAAUUCUGUGUAUCCAUGGCAUGCGAUUUUGAACCAUUUAGCGUAAUGUGCGCUGUGUUUUCCAGCUGCAACAGCACGUUGAGAGGCUUAGGGGUCUUGCAAAAUCUACACCUACAAGACGACCCAAAGUCCAGGUUUAGUGCAUGACUUAAAUUGUGUGGUAUUUUCAUUGACUGAAUUGUGCUGCUCAUCACUGCUUUUAUUUAUUUUCAUUUCUAAACCACUGCUAUUCAUUUAUUGAAUUCCGCGUUUCAGGACAUGAGUGCAGAGGUUGUUGACAGCAACCCUUACAGCAGGCUUAUGGCACUGCAGCGAAUGGGUAUUGUGGAGAACUAUGAAAGCAUACGUGAUUUUUCAGUGGCCAUAGUUGUGAGUUUCUCCUUCUCCUGCUUCCAUCUUUCAUUUCCUUUGAUUUUUUUGCUGCAUAUAAUUUUUUUAAAAUAUUUAACCCUCACCUGCUCGAGGAAAAUGCAAUUCUAGUAUUCCAAGCUCUGGUUUUGAAUUGGCAUAUCAUGAAAAUGUGAAAAAAUUGCAUUAAAUUCCUUCAUCAUAUGAUUUUACAAGUAUUUUCCGUGAUAAAGUGAUGAUGUAUUUUAGAUUUAUUUUCCACUAAGCCAUUAUAUUCUGUGAAACACUCUUUAUCGUGCAUCAUGGCUCUGUGACUCACAAUUACCCACCAACAAAACCAUACCAAAGGAAAAAAAAGAUCCUCAUUUUCUUGUCAAAUGCUAUGAGAUUGGAUGGGGGAUUGAACUAAGAAAAUCUAAAGGUUAGAAAGUUUUAAUCACCCACGAGAUCUUGGUACCGAUGAUGUUCCUCUCUUAAAAGGAUAAUGUGGCAUAUGAUUGAUGUGACACAAUAAGUAAAAUCCAAUGAGAUAAUAUACUUAUCUUGUGUUUGAAUGUCAUUUCUGCCCUACUAUCCAACAUUUUAGAGCAUCCUGAAAGCGACAAUGUCCUAAACAUCUCUGCCCUAUUACUUUUCAAAUAUUUCACGAACUUAAUGGGAUAACUGGAAGAAGCCUAUCCAGAUAUCUUAUUCUAAAUUUUAUUUAGAUAUAAGACACCCAAUUAUUGGUUUUACACUCUCGCAAUGACAAUCUUUUAUAGAGAUAAUAACACUAUAAUUUUCCAAAAUGUCGAAGCAGAUGCAAUAGCCAUCUACUUGAAUACUGGAUACCUCCCAAUCCAGGAAUCCAAUGCUGAAGAAUAGAAAGCUUUCUGAAGAUUGACCUAGAGCUCUUUCUCUAUCCACUUCAUUAAGUUCCUUUACAAGUGAUUCGAAAGCUAGCCUCUUUUAGGGACAUUGCUUUUAAGAGCAUCAUAGGACCUCAAGUUUCACUUGAUGAAGGUUUAAAGGACAGAUUGGAAAGUUGAUAAAGGCAGCUGUGAGGCAAUGUAAGCAUGCAUGUGGGCCUGAGAUUUGGUGACAAUGAUUACAGGUUGACUAGAUUUGGUGACUUGAUUUUUGAAUGUGUUUUUCGAAGUGGAGCCAAUUAGAGUAUAAUUUGGAGUCAUAUCACUCCAUCUCAUUAAGAUGCCAUUAUGGCACUCUUUUCGUAAUUUUAUGUUCUUAAAUGAUCUCAUUUUUUUAUGGUUUAUUUUUUAUGGCAAUUAUUCAACUUCUCUUAAGUCUGUUGCCAAUUUCAUGAAGUAUACUUAACCUUCUUCUCAAAGUUUCAACUUCUCAUUUUUUUAUGUUUUUUUUAUUGUCUUUUCUCGUUCUUUUACCCUUCUUAUUUUCUUUCUUUCAUUUCUUUUUUUCAUGGGUCAUAGGGAAUUGGUGGUGUGGGUAGCGUUGCUGCAGAGAUGCUUACAAGAUGUGGCAUUGGACGUCUUUUGUUGUAUGACUAUGACACAGUGGAGUUGGCAAACAUGAACAGGCUAUUCUUUCGUCCAGAUCAGGCAUACUUCUUUCUUUUCAUGUGAUAUGUCUUUACUUUUUAUGUUUCUCAUUAUCCGUUGUAGCAUUUAAAUUGAUGAUAUUGUCUGUAAAUUUGUACUACCAUUUGCAGCCAGUUUUGAUGUAUAUCAGCGACUUUAAAAUUAUGUAUAAUGCUAAAGUUCGAUUUUUUUUGGGAGUGAUGGAUAAUCAUUUCAUUCAUGCUGCUGCUCUUCAGGUGGGUAUGACUAAGACAGAUGCUGCCGUACAGACUCUUUCAGAUAUAAACCCAGAUGUUAUUUUGGAGGUAACGAGCUACAGACUGCAUGAAAUGUUUGACGAUUUGAAGGAUUAUCUGUUACAAUUGACUUUAUCGAACGUGCCUUUCUCUUUUUACCAAGUUAACAACUCAAUUAUUCUGUUUUCUUUUGUUGGCUGAUUCUUCCUCCUUUUUUACGUAGAGUUAUUCCUUGAACAUUACAACUGUGAAAGGCUUCGAAACAUUUGUGGAAAGCCUCAAAAGAAAGAGUUCACGAAUGUCUGCACACUGUGUAGACCUUGUGUUGAGUUGUGUGGAUAAUUAUGAAGCUCGUAUGGUGGUGAACCAGGUGAUUUCAAAUUGCAGAACAUGAUAACUUUCAUUUUCCCUUCCAGACGUUUGAAACAAUUUUUUGAUUAGUUUAUUAAUGAGAACAGUUUAAUCUAUGCCUGAAUUCUUGAACUCCUUUUAUCAGUCGCGUAAUCUAAAUAUUUAAUACCUUGAAUAUUUUUUUUACCGUGCAGGCAUGCAAUGAAUUAAGCCAGACAUGGAUGGAGUCUGGUAAGAAAAGUCAUAGGCGUGUGAUAUUUAUAUACUUUGAUUAUCAUUGUCUAUUUGACUAUUUGUUCUGCAUCUGUGAUGUAUUACACUCUUUCACUCACAGUUCUCCCAAUUUUUGAAAUCGUAACAUCAGAUGAUCUGCAUGAUGCUAGAUUGAUGUUAUGCUUUAUGUAGCGAGUUUUCCAGUGGAGUGCUUUUAUGGAAGAUAAUGUAGGAUAAAAUCAAUAUUUUUUGCUCAGAAAAGUAAAUUGCUUAUAAUCAAUCACAUGAUCAGUCAAAUCAUUUCUCGCUUAAACAUAGGAACAGCAGGUAGAAAAUACACUAGCUUCGUGAAAGUAAGAAGACUUUUCUAUUUUACUGGCCCACUUCUUUUCAUUACUUGGAUCUUGCAGGAAAUUAGAAAUUUCUAUUGUGACAUGUUGUUCUCUGAGAUCAGCAGGUAGGCAUCAGUUUGCUAACUUUAUUACUUUUUUAUCUGCAAACCGUUGAUAUUAUCGUGACCUGACUUCUGUAUCAUGACCAUUGACUUCUUCUUUUUUGAGAAUGUGCUUGAGUAAAUAAAGAAUGCACUUAAUUGUUCCUGCGAGAAUGAACAAGAGGAUAUUCACCUGAGAAGUUUCAUUGGCAGGUGUAUCUGAAGAUGCUGUUUCAGGUCAUAUACAAUUGCUUAUCCCUGGCGAAACUGCUUGUUUUGCAUGCGCUCCACCUCUGGUUUGUCUUUCCUUAGUUUUUCUUUGUCAUAAUGUGAUUGCUUUCCUCCCUAGAAAUGCAUUCACAGUAUGAGGACAAUGCAUCCUGUGUAACAGACCGUAGCUUUUACGUUUCAACUUCUGCAUAAACGUUAGUAACAUGCAUGUUUCUUGGUCUGGUCUGACAAUUAUAUUUCAUGUAUGAAUUUUUAUAAUAAUCAUUUUCUUAGGUUGUAGCAUCUGGAGUGGAUGAGCGCACUCUCAAGAGAGAAGGGGUUUGUGCUGCUUCUUUACCGACGACCAUGGUGAGUUUUUUUGUUCUUUUUUGUUAUUUCACUUGGAUGCUUAUCUUGGUUGAUUGUGUCGUAAGCCAUGAUUUUCGAGAUCAGUGUGAUGAGAUGUGCAUUCAGAAAUAACUGAUCUUAUUAGUAUACUUAUUGGGUUUUGAUACUGAUAUUGCGUUUGCACCUUAAACUCAGUUGACUUCUGUAUCAUCGAGUUGAUUUAGAAAGUCUGAAGUUCUCCAAACUCCAAACUCCAUAAAAUCUUCAUUUAGAACUCCAUACCCGGGAGCCUGUGUCUCAACACUGUUGUGUGUAUUGGUGAACCAAGAAAAAACUCGCCAUAAGAUUAAGGUUGCUUAGGUUUAACAGAUUUCAAAUGAAUCCUGCGUGACCGAUGACUAGACUUGAGCCUCCUAUUGCUUUGUCCCCUUUGAAUACAGUCGCCAUAAAUUCUAAUUUUGAAUUCAAGGUCCGCUGAGGUAAAUUGUUGCAGCUGUAGAUGCUUAGCGUUCGUGCCAUAGUUUUCCCCUCCCCUGGUCAUUGAUUCAGUGACACUUUGAGGAAUGGUAUGUUUGGUUCCACGACAUAUAAAAUGCCGAAUAUUGAUUGUAACUAAUCAUAUUAAACAGAUAAAGGCCUUUAAAGGCCCUGAAUAGUGCUAAAUAUCUUUCCAAUUCUCCAAACGAAUUCACAACCUCCAUGGUGGCUGAUUUCCAUAAUCUUCUUCAACAUUUUUGUUUUUCCUCCCCAGGUUUUUUUUUUUUCACGAAUCAAAUAUUUUUUCUGCAAUAAUAUUCAGUCUUGGGAACUAAUAUGUUGAUGCUUACACUCUAUGGGGAAUGUUUCUAUUGCAUUGCAAACUAUGCUUUCAUUUCCCUGUGAUUUCGACCAUGGUUUAGGUCCUUUAUUCUUUGACAAAAUUACAGAUAUGUUGAAUUACAGUAUAUUAAAUAGAGUUUUCCACUACACCAUUUUUUUUUCUUAGAAGUUCUGGCUAACAUCCUAGGGCGUUGUGGCUGGACUACUAGUUCAAAAUGCGCUGAAGUACUUACUGAAGUUUGGGGAAGUGUCUCCGUACUUGGUAAAUAUCCUCUUCUCUAUCCUUCUCCAAUCUUCUGUAUACUUUUCUAUCUGUUUCUCUCUGUUUACAAGAACUCUAAGAUCUAAUUAUUGAUUCAUUGAGAUAAUCUUGGUGGUUUCCUAUUUCCUUAAUCGAUGGGUUCUCCAAAUGAAAAGUUCAUAUGGUUUAUUUUUCUGCAAUCCUAUUAGGUCCAAGGUCCAUGUAUUGGAACUAUACCCUAAGGCGAUGGCAAAUAAUAUGAGAUUUUAACUUCAUCAAGGUCUGACUCAAACCUAGUGUUGGGCUCAGGGGCAAGAUACUGGCCGGCCUAGUCAUGUGUUUGGCCAGUUCCUUUAGGUUUCAGAUGAGAUUAGAAGUCAUGCUUUUGAGCAGCAUGAAGCUGCAUGAUUAAUAGCUGUUCUUCAUAUCUUUUCUCCUUCGCUGCUGUUUCAGGGUUAUAAUUCUCUUAAGGACUUCUUUCCCACAAUGGAGAUGAAACCAAACCCCCAAUGUUCAAACGCAGCUUGCCUUGAACGACAGGUUACAUCUUCUCUCUCUCUCUCUCUCUCUCUCUCUCUCUCUCUCUCUCUCUCUCUCUCUCUAACACUGGACCUAUACACUGGUGUAGAGAGAGUACAUCCUUGCAAAACCCGCCAGAGACGCCGCAAUAAAGGCCAAGGUGGACGCGGAAGCCUCCUCGAAGGUCACAGGCCCCAUUCAUGUCGACAACGAGUGGAACAUCAGGUACGACCACCCCUGUCUAGGCUUUGGGUUUCUCUAUCCUCGUUGAUGUCAUUAAGAUUUCCCAUAAAAGGAAAGGAUCUUCUCCAUCCCUGAUAUAUUCUCCACGUCUCUCAUCGCAGCGUUGUUGACGACAGCGAGGGACAAUCGAGCCACUCCGAUAUCUCAGGUUCUUCCUCAUCUCUCUCCUAUCGAGCUUCAGUCGCCAUGAGGCUGACGGCUUCUCCUCCUCUAAAGAAGCAUCAUCUUGAAUGAAUGUCCUACAUUUUUUCUAUUUAUCUUGGGAAAUGAGAGGCAACUCCCCCCUCCCCCUCCUCCCCCCGGUGGCAGAUGCUCUUCCCCAGGGCCUGGUUCGGGAGCUUCCCAGUGCCGACGGCUACCCGUUGGAGGAGCCAGGGCCCAGCUUUGACGACCUCGAUGAGCUCAGGAGGCAGCUGGAGGCUCUCAAUGCUGCUUGA
Molecule: messenger RNA, 6329 nt
Organism: Spirodela intermedia
Lineage: Eukaryota; Viridiplantae; Streptophyta; Magnoliopsida; Alismatales; Araceae
Source: the annotation of a GenBank genome assembly